Dujonia railenensis is the source of this 1053-nucleotide messenger RNA. The record is from the annotation of a GenBank genome assembly. NCBI's taxonomy places the organism in Eukaryota, Fungi, Ascomycota, Pichiomycetes, Serinales, Debaryomycetaceae.
AUGUUGCCAACUUCGUUCUUCUUGCUCAUCAGUCCAGUUCAGUCGCUUACCUAUCUGUCUAGUCUUGCUCCUCUGCUGCUAGUCUGUAAGAUGAAUGUCUCCGAAAAUGCACAGAAGUUGCACUCCAAAAUGUUGGAGUACGCUCCGUCGCACCUCUUCGACCAGGAACAGCUUCAAGAGAUGGUGAAUAUCACUAGCCCAGUGGAGUUCAUGACCUUAGCGCAAGAACUUGUGAAUAGUAACUUGGUGAAGCUUAUGAAGCAGGGCGACAUAUUGAAAUUCCAGGCCAAGGCAGUCGCUGAGGCCAACAAAAUCUCCGCCAUGUCUAACGACGAGGUGAUGGUCUACUCAUACAUAGAAGCCUCAGGCAGAGAAGGGAUAUGGACCAAGACCAUCAGAGCGAAGACUAAUUUGCAUCAGCAUGUGGUUCUCAAGUGCUUGAAGUCUCUUGAAAGCCAAAGGUUCAUCAAAUCUAUCAAGUCCGUCAAGAAUCCAACCAGAAAGAUAUAUAUGUUGUACAACUUGCAGCCCUCCAUAGAAGUCACUGGUGGACCGUGGUUCACUGAUAACGAGUUGGAUACCGAGUUCAUCGACUCGUUGUUGACAGUUAUUUGGAGAUACAUUGCCUCCAAGACGUUCCCAUAUGCAUUCCAGCCGCCCUCUUCCAACGUCAAUGUCGUACAGUCAUCUUACCCUGCCAACCACACUGGAUACGUCAACUUGGAUGCUGCCAUGGAGUUCAUCACCUCGAAUAAGAUCACUAAUAUAGAGUUGGGGAUUGGGGAUAUCAGAUCUUUGUGUGAAGUGCUAGUAUAUGACGAUAAGCUAGAGCUAAUCAACGGAACCAUGGAUACGUACAAGGCAACAUGGCAAUCUGUGUUGGAAGCAGGCUACGGUAGGUCCUACUUGGAGGAAGGCUCCAAGUAUGCAGAUAUGAAGUCUGUCUUUGAAAACCCGUCGUUCUCCAUAUUUGAGAACAACUCGGUGGUUGUUCAGGAAGAGGAUGAGGGUGCCGAGGACAUGGUGUACUUGGACUCAUGGAUACACCAGUGA